Molecule: messenger RNA, 537 nt
Organism: Ambispora gerdemannii
Lineage: Eukaryota; Fungi; Glomeromycota; Glomeromycetes; Archaeosporales; Ambisporaceae
Source: the annotation of a GenBank genome assembly
AUGGCAGUAUCAGAGAGCAAGAUAGCGAAAGAACUUGCUGAUUCAUAUGAAUUGCUGUUAGAAUUGGUGAGAGAUUUAUUACCUAUACAGGAUCAACUUGAUAUAGAUAUCAAUCCCAUUUUAGAAGCAAAACUUAGAAGAGAUAAAGCCUCUUCAGAUAAAUUAAUUAGAUUAUUUAAUUUGCUUUUAUGCUUAGAAGAUGAUAUAGCGAUAAUUCAGGAAGAACUUGGUAUUGUUGGUUAUAUUAAUCAAGAAAUGGCAGAAGAAGCCAAUAAAAAUGCGAGAGUAUACCUCCGAAAGUUUGAAGAAUUUCAUGAUCCCUUAGAAGAUGUUCCAAGUGUAUUAAUACAGAAAUUCAUCAAUAGUAGGAUAAAGAAAUUUUGGUUUACUGGUGAGGGACUACCAUUAUUUCCAAAUGUCUCUCUUCAACGAUUGCAUGAAAUGUUUGUCAAAAAAUCGGCUAGUGCCAAUCAGUGCUCAUGUCUAGAAUCAAAACUGAAGGUUGUCGAAUACCUGAGAUUCAACAAAAUAUUAUAA